UGCAUUUUAUAAUAUGUCGGCCUUUGAGAAAGAAUUAGGUGAGGAUUUCCUCAGUUGUGUUUUAUGUCGCAAAUUACUCAGGGAUCCGAGACUUUUGCCGUGCCUGCAUUCAGUAUGUACUUCAUGUGCCAACUCACGGUUGAGAAAAAGUGGUGAGUGUAUAAGCUGUCCUAUAUGUGAAGACGUGGAAGUCAUAUCGAGUAUUGAAAAUACUUUUCUAAAUCACUGGUUAAAGAAUGUCAUAGAUAUCAUUGAUAUAACGCAAAACUCUAAAGGAAAAUUCUGUUCUUUUUGUAAGUUGAAAGGCAGAAAGCAAGAAGCUGUUGCUACAUGCUUAACAUGCCUUGAACUUUUAUGCAAAACGUGUUGGGAAAGUCGACACACAUUUACAACUUUGACAAAAGAUCAUCAUGUGGUGUCUAUUGAAGAAGUGCAAACUGGUCGUUAUCAUUCGGAGAUAAGAUCAAAUCAAAAAAUACAUUGUUCUGAUCACAAUAAUGAGUAUUACAAAUUCUUUUGCAAGACCUGUGAUGUUCCAAUAUGUCGAGAUUGCACAGUAUUGCAACACAGAUCACAUGCCCACAUUUCAUCAAAAGACGCUUUGAAGCAUAUUGAAUUACAGAAGGAAAUUGAGCGCGUUGAAAAGGGUAUAUUUCAUUUGAAGAUUCUACAAUCUAAACUAGAUAAACAAUCGAAAGAUUCUGAAAAUUGCGAAGAAAAUUUGAGAAUCCAAAUUGAGACAACCUGUAACAGCAUGAUAAAUAAAAUCAGUGCUCAGAGGAGAUCAUUAGAAAGAAGUUUGACCCAGUCGCUCAAAAAUCCUAAGGAAAAAAUAAAAAUGAAAACUGAAAUUAUGCAAAAGAAAAACAGAUUGGCGGAAAGAACCAUUUCUUUUUGUAAAUGCUUGCUUAAAAAUGGAACAGACUUUGAAAUACUGAGUAUGCAGUCUUUGAUCGUUAAUAAAUUAAAACAAAGUUCUGUAAUAAUUGAGAAAUUCUCAACUUCUGAUCAUAGGAUAGCAAUACCACAAUUAUCUACAAAUUGGAGGGAACCGGAAUUGAAAUUAGUAUUUGAAAAUGAAUUAAAUGACUCGGAGAAGGAAAAUUUACCUACAGAAACAAAGGACGUAUACAAACAGGCAGAGGAUAAAGUUAGUAAAGUUGACAUGUUUCUAAAUGAAAACGCUGAUGUUGGUAUACAGUGUAACCUCAUAGGACACAAUGGAUUCCAGAUUAAUGAAGACGUGACAUCGUAUGGCGUUGUCAUCGAGUGUUCCUUAAUAACAAACCGCAGUCUAUCAAAUAUUUGUCAACGACCUAAGAUUAGCAGUGUUUCAUGGAAAGAUAAUGACUCUUUUAUUGUUGUUGACCAAUGUAAUAACACUCUGCAUUCAUGUUCGAUGGAAUUUUCUGGAAAAAGUGUUGAAUUAGAUAACUGUGUUGAUUCUACAGUAACAAGUUGGUGCAUUGCAAUAAGAAAAGGUUCUGCGGAAGUUGUUGUUUUAAGUCUCAAAUUUAAGCACAAGCACUGUAUCCCGAAUGUGUCUGUAAUGUUUGCUAAUUCAACACAAUCAAUCAAUCUCGCCUGCAUGUCGAAAUCCAUAAUAUCAAUCUACUCAGGAGACAUAGGAAAUGUAAGACGAAUGACGUGUACUGAUAAUCAAGGAGAGACAAUUCAGUUUAGACAGGCACGUUUUGGUUGCAUCCUUUCCACCGGCGAGUUUGCCCUGUCGGAUAUAAACAAAGACUUCGUUUACAUGUUUGAUAAAAACGCCCGAUUGUUCCGCAAGGAAUUUUGUUUUCCUGGAUCAAUUACCCCUGACAAAGAUGACCUGAUCUACAUUGCCGAUUUCUACGAACAUCGAGUCAUUGUGACAAAUUUUGAAGGAUCCCUCAGGAACACAAUUAGUUUGCUACCUCAUGUGUCUCAUCCAAGAAGCAUCUCCAUCAGUUCUGAUCACAAGCUUGCUGUUGCUUUUGAAAAUAGUGUUUCUUUGUUUCAACUUGAUGUCAGACAGUUUUCAAUUCGUUAGAAAUGUUAAAUGAUUAAUUUUUAUUGGGGUUUUUUUUAAAUGAAGUAACUCCUGAAAUUCGAAGCACAAACUUGUGGCAUUUCUAUUUCUAUAAGUAUUGGUUUUUUUCUCUGAAAUAAAGCAGUUUAACUAGGAUGUUGUACGUACUACAAGUGUAAUUGCUAAAAAAGAGUACAGCUACUGUACCCUAAAAAAAUAUUUUUAAUACACCUGUUAGCAUGGAUCAGUUAGAAAUUGUAUGCGCAACUUGUUAUGUUAUCAUUUUGAUUUUACAGUCGACAUAUCAUAUAGUAUCAGCUAUUUGUAAUAGAAGCUAUGUAAUUACAUACAGGUAAACUUUUGGUUUUUUAAAUCAUAUUAAUAACAAUGUGAGGUGAAGACCAUUGAUUAACUUUCAUCUUAUAAUUUCAUUGCUAAUAAUCAUCAUUGUAAAUGUAACUAGUUGGAUUACUAACAAAUACAUCUGUUGGUCAGAAUCUGCUGUUAAGGUCAAGUUGAAAUACUUUGAAUAUUUAUUUUUCUAUCACAUUUUGUCAGGCUCAUGAAUACAGUACCGAUCAGACCUAAUCUAACAGAAAAAGAAAAAAGACCCAUACUAAAUCCUGGGUUUACAUUCUGGGAUUAACCUGUGCUUAUUUUCGGGUUAGCAGUAAACCCCUUAAAGCAGACGCUAUAUGUGCAUUUGGAAUAUACAAGGGACAGAAAUUACAGGUAGCAAGAUGGUAAGAUAAAAGACGGGACUGCUUCACACUUCCGUGCGUGAAGUAAACCGGACCCAAAUUAUACCCAGAGUCGACGCAAAUUAUAAGAAAAAAACAGACCCAGAGUAAAACCCAAGUAAACCCCGAAAAUAAACAUGAGGUUAUGUUGGGGUCUGCUCUGGUGUUCGGUUGGGUCUAAUCAGUAGUGUACGAAAAGCUAUUCUGAAAAUUUCAACAUUUUGAAACGCAAAAUAAAAGAGGAUUAAGUUGGACUGCUUAAAAAACUCGCACAUUUCACGUUGGCAAAUGGGCGCCUGUCAAAUAACAAUAGUAGAACAGGUUACUUUUAUCUAUGUCCGUUUCAUCUCCAUUAAUGCCAAUGAAAGUAUCUUAACGAAAAGUAUAUAAACUAUAUUCAUCUUAUUAUCCACAGGACCAGAUCGAGGUCCGUGAAUACAGAAGAAUAAUGAAGGAACUUCAAAACAAAAAACGAAAGGUUUUAAAUGACAAUAGCGUAUGAGCUCAACAAGAACAUCAAAUUUAUAAAA
This is a messenger RNA of Magallana angulata, 3281 nucleotides long. RefSeq names its product E3 ubiquitin-protein ligase TRIM56-like. The record is from RefSeq and is a predicted model, not a curated record. Gene Ontology annotation, molecular function: ubiquitin-protein transferase activity; zinc ion binding. Gene Ontology annotation, cellular component: chromatin; nucleoplasm. Gene Ontology annotation, biological process: positive regulation of DNA-templated transcription. NCBI's taxonomy places the organism in Eukaryota, Metazoa, Mollusca, Bivalvia, Ostreida, Ostreidae. The coding region runs from base 14 to 2032 and encodes 672 amino acids. The transcript has a single exon.